AUCUCAAGGAAAGGCGAGGUUCGGGUUUCGGAUUGCAGGGGCUUACUCAGGCUGAGGCGGUGCAGGCCGGUGGCUGGUGCACCAGCCACCGUUCAGUCCUGCGCAGGAACUGCUAAUCGCAUAACGAGUGCACUAACCAUCUGCGUAGUUAUGUACACUAUCUUAGUCAUCGCCAUCCGCAAUGCACCUGAGCCAGCCGCCGUCACGGGAAACUCUCCCGGGUCUAUCCGAGGUUCCGCGGCCAUGACGUCGGAAGAGAUCGGUCAUGCCAUCCGGCCGCGUCCUUCGCGGUUGCUUGUCUUCAGCAUGGCCAAAGGGUCAAUGGAGGCCAAGGAUCACACUCUGAGGAAAGGAAGAGCCACUCGCAAACCACGGGAAAGAGCAAACGAAAAGAAACCAAACGACAGAAACAUGAGGGCGCGUCCGGAUCACAGGAAGAAACAACCUCGGGGGAAGUGAACUCUUCCUCGCUGGAGCUGGAGCUGGGUCGGCAAGCGUGUGCGGCUAUGGCACGUUGGGGAUUCCUUCAUUAGCAUCCCCUCCGGUCCGGUCCUCCUCCCUCAUUCAAGUCUCUCCUACUCACUCAUCUCGGAAUCGGACAGUCGAUACGACUACUCGCACGGCCCCGACGACUGUAACGCGCACGAAGUCCAUACGAUCAUCAUCUUCAUCAUGCUCUGGGGAUCACAGUCCCAGCCUGAGGACUCGCCGGAGAAGCCCAUUCCCCGAGAGAAACUGCCUCCGCAACUACAGCAACUCGUGGAUCACGACGACGGCUUCUAUGAUGACAUCUACUCGUCCUACUCCGUGGAUUCCACCGACACUCCCUACCGAUAUGCCGGAUACGCCAAUCGACUCCGCACCGUGUUGCUCUCCGCCCAUCGUUACGUCGCCUAUACCUCGGACAUAGGCGAAUCCUUCCGUCCCGUAGCUCAUCCAUAUCUGGUGCGCUCCGCCUACGCUAUCUCCUGGUCGUACCUGAUCGGCGAUGUUGCCCAUGAAGGCUACAAGGCCUACCUGCGCAAUCGGCGCGUGCUCGCGCCGCCCGGCGAGGCCUACAAGGACGCCAAGGAUCUCACCCAAGAUCAAGUCAUCAAGGGCAUGGCUACCGGCAAUGUCGGCGGCUCGUUACGCUGCUCCACGGGGGAGUCGGAUUCCCUGGAGCCCUGGCCCACGACUCGGAUUCCGCUCAUCGAGGAUUACCGUGUGGUCAUGGCCAAGCGUGCCGUGUUCCAGAGCAUCGCCAGUAUGGGACUACCCGCUCUGACCAUUCAUUCCGUGGUGAAAUAUUCGGGCCGCGCCUUGAAAAAUUCCAAGAGUGUCUGGUUCCGCACUUGGGCGCCUAUUGGACUUGGUCUCUCCGUCGUCCCCUUCCUCCCGUACAUCUUCGACGAACCCGUCGACGAGGCCGUCGAAUGGUCCUUCCGCACCGCCAUCCGCGCCUACGCCGGCGAGGAUGCCGUCCGUCCGCUGCCCCCAGCGCAGACCGACGCCGAUGCCAGCACCACCGCCCUCACCACCCACUCCUGGGAAGAAUACAAGGCGGAACGCCGUCAGGCGAGGGAAGAGCGGAAGAAGGAGCUCGAGGAACGCGGACAGAAAGGACCGUUGGCCUUGCUGGGAUUGGGGGGAAAGGAGGAUUCGAAAAAGAAGACGGAGUAAUCGUGACGCGUCGUUUCCUGGUUUCAUUUCUUUCAGAUCUUGGCUUGUCUGUUUCCUUUAUGCAUGGGAGCGUUGGUGUCUCUUUCUUUCGUGCUUUUCCUUUCGUUCUGUUGUUCUUCCACCUUUGCAUGUACAUAUAUACAUACAUACCUUAGCCUUGUGGCAGACUCGUCCGACCGUUUGCGUUGCCUUGAUCAACUCCUCUACGGGAUAUCGUUUCUACUAGUGCAUGCUCAGGUCCAGCGAGUCAUAUCAGUCUCGUAGGAACCACUCUCGGGAGACCUAGACCCCGCUCGGUGCAGCCUCGAAUACUCGUGGGUCAGCCAGAUGCUACCAUCAACCCGACCUACAUCCACACGACGGGAACAUACUCAAAAUCAUUCAAUCCAUGCCGACGCAUGGCUCAUUUCACUUUCUACUGGCACUAUACAACUGUAUACACAUGGACAAGCGACAGAAGGAAACUCCAUCCGGUCAGAGAGCAAUAGGAACACGGACAAGAGGGAACAAGGGGGUAGUGUAGGAUAGUACGACAUCACUCGUCACAGAUACCUUACCACCCAUCCAUUAGAGAGCGGGAGAGGAGGUCCAAAUCAAAGAAUACAAAAAAAAAAAAAAAUUCUUUAC
This is a messenger RNA of Aspergillus pseudonomiae, 2289 nucleotides long. Its product is annotated as mitochondrial fission process 1 family protein. NCBI's taxonomy places the organism in Eukaryota, Fungi, Ascomycota, Eurotiomycetes, Eurotiales, Aspergillaceae. Gene Ontology annotation, biological process: mitochondrial fission. Bases 673 to 1662 code for a protein of 329 amino acids. The transcript is spliced from 3 exons. The record is from RefSeq and is a predicted model, not a curated record. Gene Ontology annotation, cellular component: mitochondrion.